AUGCAUCGGUUAUGCGCAGCUGAUCCGACACUUUACGAGGCGCAACAGCGAAUUUAUCCCUCAAGAGGGAUUUGCUAUUCCUCCACUUCCGCUAUGUACGUAGACUCAGUGUGUCUAGGGGCCCAUGAUGAAACAAGGACCGUGAUCCCUGGACCUUGGCUGGGGAUAAACACACUCCAGAGUGAGAGGAGACCUCCGAGUGACUUGACCGACCGACUGACACGCUGCCUUACCCUGCCCUGUUAUUUAUACAUCACAUCAAUAGACCACAACACCAACGAGCAUAUCUACUGUGAGUUCUUUCCUACCGUUCCACAUCACCGUCCCAAACCAAACCAGCCUAACACGAUAUUCAGGCCGUCCCCUUUUCCCAGCAGCCAACAAUUCAAGAUCCGACUUGCAAACCACAACCUCCGAGAACAACACAACACAACAACCCCCCAAGCCAACCAAACACAUCUCCAACCACCACCAAGCCAAAAAUGCCAAACGGACCCGGCGCCGCAUCCAUCUCGACCAUCGAGAGCAUCAUCAAGCCCGCCGAGGCGAGCGGCGGCAGCGGCAAGACCAAGUGCAUCGAGUGCGACGGCUACGAGUGCUGCUGCAUCCCGAUCCCGUGCACCGUCAUGUGAGGCGCAUCGCACCAACUCAACAACCAGAUGGGAGGGGGGGAAGAUGAUAUCUUCUGGGGCGAUGUUAUGGACAGACACGAAGGCAAAGAGUCGGUCGAACCUUGAGGUCGUUGUAGGGAGGAGGAUCCCUUGGGUCGGGGGGUAGGGUUGAAAAUGAUGAUAUCCAGCUUGAAAUUACACACACGCACAACGCUUCACGCAUGAGGGAAUGACUUUGCUGUAGCCUUUCCUUCCUUCUCGUGGGUUGGAAGAAUAAAUACACGAUGGCCGUAUCCUACAGAGACAGACAGUAUUAUCCAUCCUACGCAAUGAAUACAUGACCUCGGGACGCAGACCAAA
Diaporthe batatas is the source of this 971-nucleotide messenger RNA. RefSeq lists its product as uncharacterized. The record is from RefSeq and is a predicted model, not a curated record. Bases 1 to 777 code for a protein of 258 amino acids. Lineage: Eukaryota; Fungi; Ascomycota; Sordariomycetes; Diaporthales; Diaporthaceae. The transcript has 3 exons.